Cotesia congregata is the source of this 855-nucleotide messenger RNA. The record is from the annotation of a GenBank genome assembly. NCBI's taxonomy places the organism in Eukaryota, Metazoa, Arthropoda, Insecta, Hymenoptera, Braconidae.
AUGGAAGUAUUGACGGACGUUGGAACUAUAAAAUUCGACAUCGAAAUUGCCUUGGAUGAGCAGUAUGGAGCUUUACCGUUGCCGUUUGCCGGCAUGGACAAGUCCAUCGCAGCGGUAUGUCAAUUUUAUCCCCGGGGUACUUGUACCAAGGGUCCAUCGUGCCCUUUCAGACACGUAAGAGGUGACAGAACUAUUGUGUGCAAGCAUUGGCUCAGAGGGUUGUGUAAAAAGGGUGACCAGUGCGAGUUUCUUCACGAAUACGACAUGUCAAAAAUGCCUGAGUGUUAUUUUUAUUCAAGAUUCAAUGCUUGUCACAAUAAGGAAUGUCCGUUUUUACACAUUGAUCCUGAGACAAAAGUACGUGACUGUCCUUGGUAUGACCGAGGUUUUUGUAGACAUGGUCCUCAAUGUCGUCAUCGACAUGUUAGGAGAGUUUUAUGCAUGGCAUAUUUGGCUGGUUUCUGUCCAGAAGGAUCUACUUGUAAAUUUAUGCACCCAAGAUUUGAAUUACCGGCUCUGCAAGACUUAGCGCCAAAAGAAGGAAAAAAAGUAAUGAUCACUUGUCACUUCUGCGGCGAAAGUGGCCACAAAGCCAUUUAUUGUAACAAAAUGCCGCAAGAAGUUAGAGAUACGCAGAUGAGGCAAGAGGAAGGUGGGCCUCCACCGCAUUUUAUGAAUAUGCACAAUGGACCUCCUCCACGUGGACCUCAAAAACCUCUGGAAGAAGUUACUUGUUACAAGUGUGGGACCAAAGGUCAUUAUGCAAAUAAAUGCCCUAAAGGACAUCUGGCUUUCCUCAGUCAUGCGAAUACCGCAGGAGGACCUCCAAAUGAAAAUGCCGGCUACAGAAGAUAA